UUGGCAUGGUUAGGUUUCUGUUGGGUCCACAACUUGCUCUCGUCGACGGCAGGACACUGGCCGGGGACCACGAAGUCCGGGAUCUUGUCAGCAGCGACGGCGGCCACGAGAAGCCGCUUCUGCCUCGCACCAUGAACUCGCUGGCCAUCCUGCUGGUCCUCGUGGCCGCCGUCGCUGCUGACAAGAUCCCGGACUUCGUGGUCCCCGGCCAGUGUCCUGCCGUCGACGAGAGCAAGUUGUGGACCGAACAGGUCCCAAACUUCGCCAACUAUGCCGGCGUCUGGUACGAGUUCGCACUUACUGACAACCCUUAUCAGCUGAUCAACACCUGUGUCCGCAAUGACUAUUCCUUCGACGGUAAACAGUUUGAUGUGUCAUCAACGGGCGUGACUGCUGACGGCAGCCUGUUGAAGCGCAACGGGAAGGUGUACCCCAACCCCCUCGGUGAACCUCAUCUCACCAUCGACUACGAGAACUCGUUUGCCGCCCCGUACGUGAUCCUGGACACGGACUACACCAACUUCGCCUGCUUGUACUCCUGCGUCAGCUUCAACUUCAAUCAUCACACCGACUUUGCCUUCAUCUUCACCCGCUCCCCCAGCCUGGAUGACAAGUUCGUGAAGCGGUGUGAAGCUGCCUUCAAGAGCAUCAAUGUUGACACUUCCCGCUUCACCAAGACGCCCCAAGGAUCAUCUUGCAAUUAUGAUGUACAGAAAACUCUUUAAUUGUCUUUGCCGAGCGAUUUUUACAUAACGUCAUGGUAACAUUUUUGUAGUUUGCGAAUAAUAAAUUUAUACAAAAAGA
This is a messenger RNA of Procambarus clarkii (red swamp crayfish), 804 nucleotides long. Its product is annotated as crustacyanin-C1 subunit-like. Gene Ontology annotation, molecular function: pigment binding. The record is from RefSeq and is a predicted model, not a curated record. Gene Ontology annotation, biological process: response to reactive oxygen species; lipid metabolic process. Lineage: Eukaryota; Metazoa; Arthropoda; Malacostraca; Decapoda; Cambaridae. Gene Ontology annotation, cellular component: cytoplasm.